Molecule: messenger RNA, 952 nt
Organism: Drosophila innubila
Lineage: Eukaryota; Metazoa; Arthropoda; Insecta; Diptera; Drosophilidae
Product: phospholipid phosphatase 6
Exons: 2
Coding region: 131-754 (207 amino acids)
Molecular function (GO): sphingosine-1-phosphate phosphatase activity
Source: RefSeq, a predicted model, not a curated record
AUAGCAUCAGUGUCUAGCAUCACUAAAAACCACAUAUGAACAACUCAUCAGAAAAUGUUUAUUUUUAUCAGUUGAAUAAAACUUUCUUUGUUUACGUAUUAAAGUAAUAAACUAAAAAGCAGCGUUCAACAUGAAAUCGAAUCAAAUGUCACCUGUAUUAAAGUCCAUACUGGAGAAAGAUGUUAAGCUGACAGAUCGCUUUGUUACUUUUCUGCUUCAGUUUGCAUCGUUCAAAUCUCUCAAGAUACACUGCAAAUUCCUAGAAGUGUCUUGCGAUGGAAUUGCUUGGCUUUGUACGUGGAUUGCCUUCAUAUGGCUGUUGAAUUCCAGAGAUCUAUAUCAAAUGCAAGUCAAUAUGCUGAUCGGCCUACUCUUGGACAUUCUUAUUGUGGCUGUGUUAAAGGCAUUCGUGCGCAGACGACGACCGGUGGCUGCUACCGAUAUGUUAACAAUUGGUCCUGAUAAAUUCAGUUUUCCCUCAGGACACGCAUCCAGAGCUUUUUAUGUGCUAAUCUUUUUCACCAAACUUCACUCGCUACCAAUUAUUUUCUGGAUGCCAAUUACUGCAUGGGCUGUAAGCGUUGUGCUUUCUAGACUCAUAUUAAAACGCCAUUAUAUUUUGGAUGUUUGCGCUGGCGCAUUAAUCGGAGUUAUUGAAGCUCUAUUUAUCGGACUCAUCUGGCUAAGUGAAGAUUCUGCCGCUUCCAUCGUUGGUUUUUUAGCUGAAGAUAAAGCUUUUAGCGAACCAAAUUAAAUUCAAUCAAAGUCAAAACGUCGCUUCAAAUUGUACAUAAAUCGCAGUGUAGUAACAAGCAUUUGAAGAGAUUAUUAUAAUAAUUAUUUGUUGAGUUGUUUCAAGAUAAAAAAAACCUCCAAUAUGUCUGUUUCCAUUCUUUUUAUAGUCCCUUUAAUUUAAUAAAUUCAACAUAAUGAUUGUCAAUUGGUCCAAAGA